This is a messenger RNA of Callithrix jacchus (white-tufted-ear marmoset), 3939 nucleotides long. RefSeq names its product CYFIP related Rac1 interactor A (gene CYRIA). Gene Ontology annotation, biological process: regulation of actin filament polymerization. Gene Ontology annotation, molecular function: small GTPase binding. Lineage: Eukaryota; Metazoa; Chordata; Mammalia; Primates; Cebidae. The record is from RefSeq and is a predicted model, not a curated record.
GCCGGGCUGGGGGCGGGGCGGGGCGGGGCGAGGCGGGGCUCCGGGGCCGUCUCGCAGGCUGCGGCGGCCGCGGGAGAGGCGUCCACGGCGGCGGCGGAGCGGGCGGCGGAGCUGGGCGGCGGCGACUCGCAGGGUGCCACCAUCUGAAGGACAGAAAAGCUACAGGACUCUAGGAGGCCACAGUCCUGAUUUAAGCCCAACUUACUUUGGCCAGGCAGCAGCUAAGCUGGUUCAUUCCAUCAGCCUGGAUUGGUGAAACUGAACCCCAGGAGAUAUUUCCAGAUGCUCAGCCUACAGAAGGAGAGAGAGAAAUCUGGAACCAGAUCAGCGCUGUCCUUCAGGAUUCUGAGAGCAUCCUUGCAGACCUGCAGGCUUACAAAGGCGCAGGCCCAGAGAUCCGAGAUGCAAUUCAAAAUCCCAAUGACAUACAACUUCAAGAAAAAGCUUGGAAUGCAGUGUGUCCUCUUGUUGUAAGGCUAAAGAGAUUUUACGAGUUUUCCAUUAGACUAGAAAAAGCUCUUCAGAGUUUACUGGAAUCUCUAACUUGUCCACCCUACACACCAACCCAACACCUGGAAAGGGAGCAGGCCCUGGCAAAGGAGUUUGCUGAAAUUUUACAUUUUACCCUUCGAUUCGACGAGCUGAAGAUGAGGAACCCAGCUAUUCAGAAUGACUUCAGCUACUACAGGAGAACAAUCAGUCGCAACCGCAUCAACAACAUGCAUCUAGACAUUGAGAAUGAAGUUAAUAACGAGAUGGCCAAUCGAAUGUCCCUCUUCUAUGCAGAAGCCACACCAAUGCUGAAAACCCUUAGCAACGCCACAAUGCACUUUGUCUCGGAAAACAAAACCCUGCCAAUAGAGAACACCACAGACUGCCUCAGCACCAUGACAAGUGUCUGUAAAGUCAUGCUGGAAACUCCGGAGUACAAAAGCAGGUUUACUAGUGAAGAGACCCUGAUGUUCUGCAUGAGGGUGAUGGUGGGAGUCAUCAUCCUCUAUGAUCAUGUCCACCCUGUGGGAGCUUUCUGCAAGACGUCCAAGAUCGAUAUGAAAGGCUGCAUAAAGGUGUUGAAGGAGCAGGCCCCAGACAGCGUGGAGGGGCUGCUGAAUGCCCUCAGGUUCACUACAAAGCACUUGAAUGAUGAAUCGACUUCCAAACAGAUUCGAGCAAUGCUUCAGUAGAGCUCAGCUCAAAGAAGAGGAUCUAUGUGCUGACCUCAGAAGAUGUAUAUGUUUACAUAAUUUAAUACAGAUUGAUGUUAAUACUUGUGUAUUUACAUAACCAUUUCCUUCUUGUCACUGAAAUAUAUGGACCUUAAUUUGUAUCCUGACUGACUCAACCCAGCAGAGCAUAAAUUGACUUGAGAGCCUUACCUUUGAUGUCUGAAAUGAAACCCCCUUCUCCAAAGGCAAAUUUUGGAGACUUUGAUCUUUGCCACUGGAGUCCUUUAACAACACCUGUAACAAUCAAAAAUUCCUAAUUGUUUGUGGUAAUAUUUUAAUUCUAGACGUGUUUUCUCUCUGGGAAGUAUAGUUUAUAGAAACACAAAAUAUUUGAUUUCCUGUGUCGGCUCAGCUACAAGAAACACAACUGUUAUCUUGACAGAGGAAGAAGGGAAGCCAAGAAAAAUGCAUGUGGAGAAUUAAACCCAAGUGUUUUGAAUUCAACACACCCCCUUUGUCCUCAGACUGCAAUCUGCACGUGCAACUUUUCUGUUUGCACGUGUUUUAUUAAUCAGCAUAUUCCCUUUCUGUUUGGAUUUAUAUCCUUCUAAUGUUCUCUUUUGAUUUCACAAGAAAAUAAAAAUGCCUGUGUUUUAAUCAGUUAGUGGGAGAGCAACAGAAAUAGAUAGAUGUGCUCUUUCCCCUAGACUGAUGCAGGAGGUUGUCUGAGAAGUGGGGGACAGGUCCGCAGAGGUGCACUCAGGCAACAGGACAGCAAUCUCUGCCUCAACCCUCUGCCUACAGUGAUUAUGGAAAUGGAGCUUUGGCUUUGAAGUUAUUUGUAAAUUGACUAACCUUCCAGUUAUCUGCAGAGUGGUGGGUGCACAGCCCCUCCUCAUAGGAGCCCUGUUCUCUGAAGACCAUUCAUUCAUAUGAGAACAGAGGUCUAGGGUACUGCAUUAGUUACCAGAAAACUAGGGGAAAUAUCCAUGAUUUUGUUUCUCUGGGUUUUAAAAAAUGGCUCUUCCCCAAACCUGUUGCUAGCUUGUUGCAAUGUAAAAGCCCUGGUGCGAGCACCUGAAUUGAGACCUGGCCUUACUAAGGAGUCAUAGUGUGAUCUUGGGAAACGUGUUUAAGCUCUCAGAGUCUUAACUUCCUUUUCUCUAAAAUGGGCAAUUAAAACAAUCUUCAAGAGCCCUGUAAGGUUAAAGCCAAUAAAAAUGACUGACUCCGCCCUUCUUCCUUAGUAAACAUCCAGUAAUCAUCGCCCCACCUUGUCUUAUUGAGGAACAAUAUUAUGCAGCCUGCAGUAAUUCUCUCUGUAGAUCAGAGCUUAGUCAGAAUGGAAUCAUGAAAGGCUUUGAUUCUGACCUUCCAAGGAAAAAUGAAACCCAGAGGAUGUGGUUGUACAGGUUGGCUCCCAUGUGGGCCUAGAACCCAGGAAGCUUCACUCUUAACUCCAUGCUCUUUCUUUUAUGCCAUGUGGCUGUGAAUACAUACCAUAGGAUGGGAUUCAACCCUUCUAAGUAAAUCCUCAGUCUGGUCUAUAUUAUUAUUUGCCUGUUUCCACUAAAAGGAGUCACCCAGACGUUUAGUAAAUGAUAAUCUGAGAAGUGGAGUCUGAGUACAUCAGAGUUUGGCAUUAUUUGCGACAUCCCAGGAAUGAGCUGUAUGAUACCAUUGCUUUCUGGACUUUGGUGGUCAGCUGAUCUUUCUUUGGAUCCUCCAAGAAAAGGGAAAAAAUGCUGGUCUUAUUUUGUUUUAGCAAGGGAGCUCAGUCAAGUGGAAGGAAAGAUUCCUUGGUCUGUAUAUAAAAUCAGUCCACAGAGAAGGAAAAGCCUCUUUUCCUUGGAGAUUUUCAAGUUGAACAAGUAUAGCUGCUUGGAGGAAGGUUCUCUCAUCAGAAUACAAAUAUGCUAGACGGCCUUCAUGACUUUUUUGAACCUAAGGAUUCUAAAACCCUAGAGGAAGCUGGAAGAUAUGAUUACACCAGGUGAGGAAAUUUAGGAGGUAGGUAUUCAUCUUAAGAGAUAGUCUAUUUGGUGUCACAUGUUACGCUUGAGCAACAGUUUUCUAGAAUUCACAUGCAGAACUACAUGAUGUUAAUCAUCAUUGGGUCAAUUUCUCCCCCUCUAUCAGGUGAGGAUAUUGAGGCUUAAAGAAAGGAAAAGACUUGGCAACUACCACAGGGCUCACGAGGGGCUUGAACCCAUGUCAUGUGUCUCCACCACAGCUGCCUCUCAGCUGGCUAAAGGAGAAAAUGUUAGGGAUUACCUGUCAAAUUAGAUUGAUCUCAGAGUAAAUAGAUGAGCACAUUUAUAACUUUAAGUUAGACUUUCUGUCAAAUGGGACCAAAUGUAAGGAAGGGGCUGCUGGCCUGCCCCAAUUUAGCCAGGCCACCUUGUUUUAAAGCCAAGAUUCAGCAGUACAUGUAUUCUGAGAAGUCCAGGGUCUGAAUUGUUGCCUCUGAUUACUGGAAGGACAGGUUAACUGAAUGUCUGUGAUCACUAACAGGUGAUGGGCGUUGUGCUCACUCCAGAGAUCCUGUGGGAGACAAAUUCUUUUAACAGGCUGUCCACCCAGCAUCAGGAGUCAUUGAACAAUCAUGGAUUGUUGCAUUUGGUUUUUUGUUUUUGUUUCUGUGCUGCAUGCACAUGCGUCCAAGACUUACGGGUGGUUUAGGGGAAAGUGAUAGCAACAAUGUCAAUGUCAUUGUUAACUAUAUUUCAUAUUUGAGGUCUCAUCGUUUUCAAAUAAACAGUGUUUUCCAUGA